UGUGGACGCGCGCGACUGCAGCACUUCCGCUCUGACUGAGACACGCGCGUCCACGGACACGAACCGACACAAAGAGAGUUUGGGAGCAUGUCGGAUGAGGACUCGCGUGCCAGCUCAAGUUCUUCAUCCUCAUCCUCCUCCAACCAUCAGCAGCAAGAGAAAGACAUCACUGGGAAGAAGAAAGAGAGCAAAGCCAACAUGAGCAAGGCUUCCAAACUUCUGUCGACCAGCGCCAAGAGAAUUCAGAAAGAGUUGGCAGAUAUCAUGUUGGAUCCUCCUCCAAACUGCAGUGCGGGUCCUAAAGGAGACAACAUCUAUGAGUGGAGAUCCACUAUUCUGGGUCCUCCAGGUUCAGUUUAUGAGGGAGGAGUGUUCUUCCUGGACAUCACAUUCACACCAGACUACCCCUUCAAACCGCCUAAGGUGACGUUUCGUACGAGAAUCUACCACUGUAACAUCAACAGUCAGGGUGUGAUCUGUCUAGACAUCCUGAAGGACAACUGGAGUCCAGCGCUCACCAUCUCCAAAGUGCUGCUGUCCAUCUGCUCCCUCCUCACUGACUGUAACCCUGCUGAUCCUCUGGUAGGAAGCAUCGCUACGCAGUACACAACCAACAGACCUGAGCACGACAGGAUAGCCAAACAGUGGACCAAACGCUAUGCCACAUAAUUGACUCCUGCUGCAGAGUGCUGUCUGCCGGACAUCUCGGGGAUGGGGGGUUAGAAUUAGAAGGAAGUAUGAGGUGGGGGGUGGUAUCCAGCUAUAGGGUAGAGAUACAGGGUGGAUUUUAUGAUGGAAUUUAAAUUCCUAUUUCAGUUGUUUUGUCUUAUUCCCUGCAUAUGUUUUUGUUGUUGUUUUUACUUCCCUUUGGCUCGAGUAGCAUCAUGAUUUGACAGUAAUGGAUCUUUUAAUGUGUUUUUCUUUUUCUUCCUGUUGUAAAUUGAUUUUAAUUGGAGCUCCUUCAUUUUUGUCAAAUGAUAUCUCAGCAUGAGCCUACCCCAAGAUUGUUCAAUGUAUGUAUUUUCCCCACCAAUAGUAAAGUUGAAAUUGGUGUACACA
This is a messenger RNA of Myxocyprinus asiaticus (Chinese sucker), 1059 nucleotides long. Its product is annotated as ubiquitin-conjugating enzyme E2 E1. Gene Ontology annotation, biological process: protein polyubiquitination. Gene Ontology annotation, molecular function: ubiquitin conjugating enzyme activity. The transcript has 6 exons. Lineage: Eukaryota; Metazoa; Chordata; Actinopteri; Cypriniformes; Catostomidae. Gene Ontology annotation, cellular component: nucleus. The coding region runs from base 88 to 669 and encodes 193 amino acids. The record is from RefSeq and is a predicted model, not a curated record.